UACAAGUCGAGGUGAAAGCCCAUAAGCAGCAAAUCUCCAGAGUCCUAGAAAAGGGAAAUGCUAUGGCAGAAGAUAUGUGCAUGCCCUCUCUGAGAAUCAAAGAAAAGUGCCAGGAACUGAGCAAAAACUGGUUGGAGCUGGAGGAAGCAUGUGAUGAAAAAAUAAAGCAGCUGCAGCAGUCAGUUGCUCACCAUCAGUUCUUAAUGGAUAUUUGGGACCUGGAGAAUUGGGUGGCAGAGAAGCUUCCGCUGGUCACCAACAAAGACUGUGGCAAUGAUGAAGCUGCAACUCUUAAACAUAUAACGAAACAUAAGGCUCUGGAGCACGAAAUUGACAUUUAUCAGAACUUAGUAAUGGAACUACAGGAAACUGCCAAAACUCUGCCAGUUUCAGGCUCCAUCCACUAUGAUGAAGUUGAUGUGCCUCAAAGACAGGUCCACACAAAGCUUCAAGAGCUACAAAUGUUGGCCAAUGCAAGGGGUAAAAAGUUAGAGGAGACUCUUGUACUGCAUGACUUCCUGAGAGAAUAUGAAGAUCUUGAGGACUGGAUCAAUGAGCAGAAACGGGUGGCCAGUUCUGAAGACUAUGGAGCUGAUUAUGACCAUGUCCUUCUUCUUUGUGCCAAAUAUGAAAAAUCUCAGCAUCAGAUGGAAAUUGCUGCCCAGAGAGUUGCUGCAUGUCAUCAGCUAGCACAGAACAUGUUGGAUCAUGGCCAUUUUGAAUCCAGGGAGAUUCGGAAAAAGCAGAAAGAGUUGAGGAGCAACUGGCAGGAGUUGCUGGAGAUGACAAACUAUCAAGGCAAACGAUUACAAGAUGCUGAAGCAAUUUACAAGUGCCUGCAGGACCUGAUGGAAGCUCUCAGCCACAUUGAGGAGAAACUAAAGACCAUCCCAGAUUCCAUUGCUAAAGAUCUGAGCGGUGUGCAGUCCCAGCUACGUAAGCAAGCAACUCUUGAGCAUGAAUUAUUUGGGAAUGAGCAGCAGCUGCAUGUUUUGAUUGAUACUGCAGAUGGCGUGCUUCGCCUGUGCUCUGAGAGGCAAGCAGAGAUGAUCAAGGCAAAGCAAGAGGCCUUGGUGGAGAAUUGGGAAUUCUUGCGAUGUAAAGUAGAACAAAGCAGGGAGCAGCUGGAACAUGCUUGCAGAUUAUACCGCUUCCAAACCCACGUAUGGGAUUAUUCUUCCUGGGCAUCUGAGAUGACAAGAGAAAUGGCAGUUGAAGAGACCAUUCGAGAUGUAUCUACCAGUGGUCUGAAGAUUAAUCAGCAUCAGCAGUUACUGCCAGAGAUUGAGGCUCGAGCUGAGAUUUAUGAACGAGUAUUACAGCUAGGACAAGAGCUGCUGCUAGAACAGAAAACGGCAACAAGAGAAAUCCAAGGUGCAUUACAAACUCUGCUAGAAGCAAAACACAGAGUGUACCAGAUAUGGGCAGAAAAGAAGGAAUGGUUGGAGAAGAUCCAUCUUUUGCAGAUAUUUUACAGAGAUUGUGAAUACCUAGACAACAUCUCAAACUCCCAGGAGAUGUAUUUGAAAAGCUGUGACUUUGGAAGUAGUGUGGAUGAAGUGGUGCAGCAGAUCAAGAAACACGAGGCUUUUGAGAAGAUUCUAGCCUCCCAGGAAGAAAAGGAACUAUCUCUUCAGGAGCAAGUGGAAAGACUGCAACCAGGUAGUGAGUUGGAGGUAAUGCAGAUCCAACGCAGGCUCAUUGUGGUGUUACACAAAAGAAGAUGCAUCAAAGAUCUUUCUCAAAGUAGACAAGAAAAACUGCAGGUGGAACUCCUGCAGGCUCUAUUUUACCAGAGUCUAACUGAGGCAGAGAGGUGGAUUGAUGAACGCAUGCAAAAGAUGAAGGAUCCUUCUUUUCAAAACUUCAGCAAGCCAUGUGACAAAAUGAAGCUUCUUCAGAAGCAUCAAGUCUUUGAGGCUGAGAUUCUGGCUCAUCAGGAUAUGAUUGCAACUGUUAAUAUGAGAGGAGAAGCCCUACUACACCAUAACCUUCCCAAAUCGAAAGAGAUCCGCCAAAAGGUUUACUUGCUUCAAGAACAGUGGGAAAUGUUGAAACAGGCUGUCGCUGCUCAUGGAAAGAUGCUUGAGGAUAGCAGGGAUUUUCUUGAAUUUCUACAAAAAGUCGACCAUGCAGAGGCUUGGAUCAGAGAGAAGGAAGUCAUGAUUAAUAUUGGUGAUGUGGGGAAUGACUAUGAACACUGCCUUCAGCUUAUGAGAAAACUAAAUGAAUUCCGAGGAAUGUCAGAAGGAGUAACAGUGGAUGAGGCUCAUAUCAAAGACAUCAAUGCUCUUGCUCUGCGAUUGGAGAGGCAGAAUGCGGAAGAGAUGAAAAUAAUAUACCAACGCCAAGAACAACUCAAUGAAAGGUGGAACAGUUUCCAUGGUGAUCUUAAAGCAUAUAGGAGGAAGUUGGAAGAAGCCCUGCAGAUCCAUGCUUUGAUUAGAGAAAUUGAUGACGUCACAGAGAGGAUUGGUGAAAAGAGUACACUGAUACAAGCACUGGAUUAUGGAAAAGAUGUUGAAAGUGUAGAAAAUCUGCUUCGGAGACAUGAUGAAAUGGAAAGAGAAAUUGGCAUCAUUCAAUCCAAGAUAGAGUCACUGGAACCAGAACUGUGCCAAAUUUGUGAAAGGAAUCCAUCCACUAUCAGUAACAAACUGACUACAAAACAAAAGGAAAUGAGAAACCACUGGUUACGGCUCCAGAAUCAGGCCAAUCGAAGGGGUGAGAAGCUGACAGCCUCUUAUCAGUUACAGAAGUUUAACUCUGAACUGAAGGAAUUACUAGAUUGGAUUCAGGAAGUCAAAAGUCAGAUGCAAGUUGGAGAUCUUCCUAAAAGUCUAGCUGAAGCAGAAAGUCUGAUAGAGGAGCAUCAAGAAAUAAAGGCAGAGAUUGAAGCUCAAGGGGAAAGGUUUGGUGUUCUCAGCAACUACGGUCAGAAACUUGGCAAUUCUGGCCAUUAUGCAGCUCCUGAGAUCCAUCAUUCCCUCAUCAGAUUACAACAAGCAUUGAAUGAAAUGAUCCAGGCCUGGCAAGAACAAAAUUUAAAACUGCUUCAAGCCAGGGACUUACAGACAUUCCUUGGUUAUGUGGAAGAGAGUGAAAGUUGGCUAAGCAGCAAAGAGGCCUUCCUGACAAACAAAGAUUUGGGGGAUUCAGUGUCCAGUGUGGAGAGUCUGCAGCAAAAGCACAUGCAAUUUGAAGAGGACUUGAAAACGCAUCUGGAGAAGAUUGAUACAAUAGUUUUCUUUGCUCACCAGCUGAAGGACAGUCAGCAUUAUGAUUCUGAGAAUAUAAUGACUAAGUGCCAGGCUGUUUUGAGAAGAAAGGAAAAACUUCUGGAAAUCACUUUAGUUCGCGGGCGUCUGCUGGAGGAGUCAUGGCUACUACAAAAAUUUCUGCAUGAUUCUUUUGAGAUAGCUGCCUGGAUGAGUGAAAAAAACAGUAUUGCCCUUGAUGAGAGCUGGAGAGAUCCAAGCAAUCUUCAGGCUAAACUGCAAAAGCACCAGACUUUCCAGGCAGAGAUUGUGGCUAACAGCAACCAUCUCAACAGAAUCAAAACAGAAGGAGAGAAAAUGCUCCAUGAAGGACAUUAUGCUUCUGAUGUCCUCCAGUCUAGACUCCAGGAAAUAGAUGAACUUUGGGAUGAGUUGCUGGAAAACUGUGAGGAAAAGAAAAGAAAAUUUCUGGAUGCUUACAAGGCUGUGCAAUUUCUACAUAUUGUAGACGAUGUGGAUAAAUGGUUGGAAGAUCUAGACAGUGAGAUGAAAACAACAGAAAGCAGUGAUAAUCUACUGAUUCUGAAUGAUCUCCUAAAGAAACAGGAAGAAUUGGAAGCCAGCUUUGCUGCCCACAGGGACCAGAUCCAAAGUCUGAUCAACACAGUGCAAGAACUCCAGCAGGAGAAACAUUUUCUAGCAGAUGAGAUAGAGAUCAGAGUGGACCAGGUGGUACACAGAUACAAAAGUUUUAGGGAGCCACUCCAGGAAAGGCGGCAAUGUUUGGAAGCCAACAGAUUGCAGUACCAGUUCCUCCAGGAUGUCAAUGAGGAGUUGACCUGGAUUCAUGAGAAACUCCCUCUGGCAUCUUCCAGAGACUAUGGCCAAUCUCUGGCAACCAUACAGAGCUUACAGGAAAAGCACCAGAAUUUAGAGAAUGAGAUUAACAGCCAUGAUGCUUUGACUAAAGCAGUUAUCAACUCUGGGCAGAAGCUGGUGAAGGAAAAGCAGAUUGCUUCCCAGACAGUCAUGGAACAAGUAAAGGAAUUGACCAUUUCCUUUGAAAAUCUGAAGGAUGAAGCUCAGGAAAGAAGAUGGAGGCUUGUACAAUCUCAUGAAGCCCAGCAUUUCCUCAGUGAGCUUUUGGAAGUGGAAUCCUGGAUGGCAGAAAGGGGGCUUUUGCUAGAAAUCACAGAUUAUGGGAGAAAUGAAGAAUCAACUCAAGUACUGCUACAUAAAAUGGAAGCUACCAAGCUUGACCUAGAGGGAUUUAAAUCCCGAAUUGAGAAGCUGAAGGAAACAGGAGACUACCUCUUGAACAGUAACAACCCAGAGAGUUCAACUUUCCUGCCCAAACUCCAGGCUGUUUCAGAACAAUACCUUUCUCUCCAGGAAAGAGCAGAGAGACAAAUAAAAGGUUUGCAGGAACAAUCUCAACUGCAUCAGUUUGAGAGAGAAACCCAGUUAGUGGAUGCUUGGCUGUUGAGCAAACAGAAUAUGGCUGAAUCAGAUAACUAUGGUCAGGAUUUGGAGAAUGUGGAGGUUCUAGAGAAAAAAUUUGAAGAUUUUAUGAAAGAGGUAGAAUCUCUAGGCCGUGCCAAGAUCCUCCUGAUAAAUAAUUUAGCAUCCCAUCUUAGAACUGGGUGUCAUAGUCAGAUAAGCCACAUCCAAAAGAAGACCCAGUAUAUCCAUGACAGAUGGGAGAGAUUGCAGCAAGCUGUCCAGACAAGAGCAGAGAAUCUCAGGGCAGCUCAUCAGGUUCAUCAAUAUGAUCGUGAUGUGGAUGACCUAAAAUGUUGGAUGCAGGAGAAAGAGGCUGUUGUGGACAGAGAUGAUUAUGGUUAUGACCUGCCUGGAGUUCAGACUCUCCUUAGCCAACAUGAAGGAGUGGAGAGGGAACUAGCGGCCAUCGCAAAAGAGCUGGAAAGGAUUAGAGGAGAGGCCUGGCAUCUGGGUCACCUCUACCCCCUGCCCAGGGAGAACAUGAUGAACAGACUUUCUGAGGUUGAUGAGUGCUGGGAGAAACUAGACAAGAAGUCUGCGGAAAGGAAGCUGAAAUUGCAGCAGGCUGAACAAGUCCAAAUCUACUUCAAUGACUGCAGAGAGCUGGUGGCCUGGGCAAGAGAGAUGCAGUCUCUGAUUGUCUCAGAGGAGUUAGCAAAUGAUCUUCUGGGGGUUGAAUUGCUUAUUAAACGCCACGAGGAAUACAAGCGUGACAUAGACAAGCAGUGGUUGAAAUAUGAAGAUCUGGAGCAGAUUGGAAAUAAUCUGGUGAAGGAAGGACACUUUAUGUGCAUGGAAAUCGAAGAGAAACUCUCUGAAUUAUUGGAGCUAAUGCAGAAAGUGAAGGAAUUCUGGGAUAUGAAGAAGGAUCUGUAUGAGGAAAACUGGGAGAUCCAAUUACUGAAAAGGGAGCUGGACUUUGCUGAAGCCUGGAUGACAGCCAAGGAGAGUUUUCUUUCAGAUUCAAAUUAUGGGAAUUCUGUCACUGACGUUAAACACCUGUUGAAGAAACAUCAAGACUUUGAAAAAAUGCUAGAGGCCCAAGAAGAGAAGUUUGUACAGCUGAAUAGAAAGACAAAGAAAGAAUUGAAGCUUCUGAAACAAAUGACUAUAGAAGAGAAUGAGCAAAUGCCAAAAUUGAUCAAAGUCCCCUCACUAAGAAGGCGACAUUCAGAUAGAAGAACCACAAUGCUUGAGCCAAAGAAAACUCAGCAACUACCACCUAUGUCUUCAGUUCCCAACUUAAGAGGGCCCCUUAAUGUCUCUCCUACCCAAAACUCCAAAGAGAGUUUGCACCAAUUCAGUCCUGAAGAAGACCUGAUGUUGACAAGCUCAGAUUAUAUAAGUGAUUCUCCUGAACCAAGAGUGCUUGGCUUACAGAAUUCCAUGCCAGAAACUGAGAAUUCUUUGCUUCUGUCAUUGACCUCAGACUUGAAAAUCCAGCAAUCUGAUAUUGGAUUUUCGCAGACACACAGUAGCAAUUUUAAGCCAUCAGAUGUGAAAAACAUUUGUGAAACUUCCACCUCUGAGUUAGAAACUAAUGAAAUGAAAACUCUGGAUGAUAAAGGAUCCCCUGACAUUUCCCAAACUUUUCUGCACUCAGAUUUAUCAUCGGAAGGAUCAGAAACUGCUUCCCAAAUUUCUGCAAAUCAAUAUACCAUGGAAGGUUUUCUAGAAAAGAGAGACCAGGCCCCUUCAAGAGGGAAACCGCUGAAGACAAGGGCUUGGAACACUUUUUAUGUUCAGCUUGGAAGACAAAAACUUGACUUCUAUAAUGAUGAGAAGGAUGUAAUUCAGAAAAUGCUUCCAGACUUAUCACUUAGCAUAGCUGGAGCCAGAUGUGAGAAGCUGACAGACUAUUCCAGGAAAAAAUAUGCCUUCAGCUUAAGAACAAGUGAUGGAGCAGAAUACUACCUUGCAGCAUCUUCUCAGAAAUUAAUGGAGGAUUGGAUGCAAGCAUUAUGGAGUAACUUGGAUCAUCAUAGCAGUCAGAAGGAAUUUUUAGUCAGUGCAAAUGUGGUGAAGCCUCAGAUAAAACCUCGGAUCUCUGCAGCUGGAACAUCUACUCAUAAACAGUCUGGCAAAGGUCUCCUUUUGAGGAAAACUCCUUCCUUCAAAGUGAAUCAAAAAGGAAGGCUUGCUGGAAGUUCCACUGAAUCAGAAGCAUCGAUGCAAAAUAACAGCAAAACCCUUGCUCAGAAUUCUGAAGAGUCUGAUACUUCUUCUGUGACUUCCAUGGAGUCAGAUCCAGCAGCUCUAUUGAUCUCCCUCCCUUGAUCAGAACUCCCUCAAAGUUAUAAUAAAAUACAACCUUAAAAUGAUGGAAAAGAGGAGGGAUUCUGGAGCAAGAAACCCUCAGUAAGGUUUACAAAGAAUAGGAGAGGGUGUUUUUCCUAGGCAGAUAUUAAAUGUCAUCAUAAAUUAUGUCUAUUUCUCUCACGAUUUUUAAUGUUAUACGUCACCUGAAGUCACUUGGGUAAUUGAAGCAGCUUAUAAAUUGAACAAAUAAAUAAAUGAAUUAUAGCUUAAGUUUAGAGGCAUGACUAUACUGGCUUUCUUUAUAUAUUAAUCAUUAUAUUACAUAGAUUUAAUUCUCACACUUAGUUGCCAUAAACUGAAGAAGAUUAAAUAAUAACAUUUUAUUUUGCAUAGCGAUGAAAUUGUUAUUAGUUUAUCCAAGGGACACUGCUAUCAGACAUUUAAAAAGGCAGAUAAGGGCAAUUUGUUUCUCUCUUUUUUCUUUUCCUUUUUAGCAACCUUUUUCCAAACAGUAAAUGUAAAACAAAUUCUUCCCCAAAUUGUAUAGAGGAAACGAAGGUCAAGGAGAACAUUAACCUUGUUAUUUUCUGGCAUGGGGAGGGAGCUACUCCUGUUAUACGGAGUGCCACUUUUUAAUAGUAUAAUAGAAUAAUAGAAUGGAAAGAUUGGAUGGUACCUUAGAGAUCACCUAGUCCAAGCCCUUGCCCAAUACUACAGGAUCCCAGAUAUAUGGCCAUCCAGCCACUACCAGCAAAGGAGAAUCCACCACCUGAAAAGGUCAUCUCUUGUGUUGUUGCACAGCUGUUACCAUUAAGAUUUCUACCCAUUAUUCCAGUUUGCCAAGAUCCUCCUGAAUUUUGAUGCUAUCCUCUAAGACAGUGUUUCCCAACCUUAGCAACUUUAAGAUCUGUGGACUUCAAUUCCCAGAAUUCCCCAGCCAGCCUAAGAUGUUUUCUGCUCUAAGAUGUUUUCUGUAACACACAUACAGAAGCUAUACAUUGUCUGCAGAUUUAAUAUUUUCUGAUCACUCAUCUGAGUUACAGUUAUGAAGAGCAGCACAAAGUAGAAUAGAGCCCUACAGCACAUCACUCAACACUUCUUCCCUAGCUUGCAGAGCCACUGAUGUGCACUUGUUUGGUAUUCAGUGACUCAAUUGCAUUACUGUAUCCAUUCAAUGGUAAUAUAGUCAUAUAAACUACUUUGUCAAAUGCUUUAUUGAAGUCAAGAUACAUGGCAUUCUCAUGGUCGAUUAUACUGGUUAUUCUGUCAGAAAAGAAUGUCAUGUUGGUUUGUUUCAUGCCAGGUCUUGCCAUGCACUGAAUUCUUUUCUAAAUGCAAGCCAAAUGCCUAAUAAUCUGUUACAGAGUUUUGCCUGGUGUCCAUUUCAAGCUGAAUUAUCUUUCUUCUCUUUUUGAAGUUAAGACCAACAUUUGCCCUUCUCCAAUCUUCUGACAUGGCACUCACCUUGCAUGAAAUCUCACAGAUUACAGAAAGGGGCUCUAAGGUGACAUCCACAAGCUCCUUCAAGAAACUUGUUGAAGUCCUAAAGACUUCAACUCAUUCACGGCAGCCAAGUGUUCCCUAAUCAUCUUUGUACUUACCUUGGGUACUUACCAUGUAUUUACCUUCCUUCUGUCAAUUGUUCUGCUUGGUUCUAGUUGAAUCUCCCCUUUGGAGAGACCAAAACAUAAUAGGAGCUGAAGUGCUCCGCCCUGUCCAACUUGCAUGUUGUAGUCCUACUAUCUUCUCCUAGCAGCAGGGCCAACCCCUCCUUUUCCUUCCUUUUACUACUGACAUAGUCCCAUAAGCCCUUUUUGUUGUGUUUAGCUUUCCUUUUUUUUUUUUAAUCCACACUCAAUCGUUACUGAUUC
This is a messenger RNA of Python bivittatus (Burmese python), 8851 nucleotides long. NCBI's taxonomy places the organism in Eukaryota, Metazoa, Chordata, Lepidosauria, Squamata, Pythonidae. The record is from RefSeq and is a predicted model, not a curated record.